Melopsittacus undulatus (budgerigar) is the source of this 555-nucleotide messenger RNA. It is a transcript of the gene B9D2, whose product is annotated as B9 domain containing 2. Lineage: Eukaryota; Metazoa; Chordata; Aves; Psittaciformes; Psittaculidae. Gene Ontology annotation, biological process: cilium assembly. The record is from RefSeq and is a predicted model, not a curated record. Gene Ontology annotation, cellular component: MKS complex.
CCCCAUGGCGGAGCUGCACCUCCUGGGACAGAUCGUGGGGGGCAGCGGCUUCCCCCAGCGCCGCCUCUUCUGCAAGUGGGGGCUGCAGGCGGGCGCCGCCUGGCGGCCGCUCUCAGGCCUCACCUCGGGCCAGACGCACGUUGAUGACCCGCAGGCUGAUGACGUCACUUACUGGAGCCACCCCAUCGACGUCCACUACGCCACCAGAGGCCUGCAGGGGUGGCCGCGGCUCCACGUGCAGGUCUGGCACCAGGACGGCCUCGGCCGCUGUGACGUCGUGGGCUACGGCUGCUGUCACGUGCCCGCGGCGCCGGGCCUCCAUUGGCUGCGCUGCGUCACGUGGCGCCCCCUGGCGGGCUGGCGGGAGCGCGCGCGCCGGAGCCUGGUCGGGGGCGGGGCCCGGCUCGCGCAGGCGCAGGAGGUGGUGGCCCGGGGGGGGGGGGGAGGGGAGCGCUUCCGGUUGAGGAGCGAGGCGGCCGGAAGUGUCCAUCUGCAGCUGGGGGUGGUGCUGAGGCACUUCCGGCGCUAUGGGGUGCGCUGCGCAUGAGCAGUAGG